Phalaenopsis equestris is the source of this 1044-nucleotide messenger RNA. RefSeq lists its product as uncharacterized. NCBI's taxonomy places the organism in Eukaryota, Viridiplantae, Streptophyta, Magnoliopsida, Asparagales, Orchidaceae. The record is from RefSeq and is a predicted model, not a curated record. The transcript has 2 exons. Bases 157 to 810 code for a protein of 217 amino acids.
CAAACUUCCCUCCAUACUCGCAACCACCCCCAAAAAUUCAAAUCAAACCUCAGAAUUAAAGGGUUAGAUUUGCAAUUAAUCAAUUAUAACAUCGCCAUUGAAGAUUGAACAGAGCUUCCUUCUUCUUCCCUUCCCCCAACCUUAUCGGAGCUCAGAAUGCAAUUAGAGGAAGUAGUGAAGAAGCUGGCUCUCUGGCACACGCCGACCUUCAGACCGAUCAUGAGCCACGACGACCUCGAGCCCAUCUUGUGCUCCGUUGGAUUCAUCUCACUGCCCGCAGAUCCCCCUUCCGACUCACCAUCAUCGACAUCCCUGCAACAACAGCAGUCGUCCCCAAUCGCCGCCCCGUCGCCGGAUGUGCGGUGGAAAGAGUACGAUUUUCCGUCGGCGGCGGCGUCUGCCGCGGCCGUUUCCGGUGGUUUCCCUCCCCGGCCGAGGCUUCCGUUUCCAAUGAUCUAUGGGCUACACCUCAUCGCCUACGCGGCUUUUCUCAGAACCCUAGAAUGCUACAUUGGUCCAACGGAUGUUUACAAUCUGUUCCAUGUGAGAGCCAUGGCGUGCUGUCCCCUGCUUGAUGAAGACUUCGAGAAGAACUACAGACCCAUGAAGAACUUCGGCAUCGACGACGGCCGACUGUAUGCGUAUCGCAAAGGCACCAUUUUUAACUACAUGUUCGAACAGAUUACAGCUCUGGAUAGCAGUGAUGAAAGCGAGGAGGAAGAUGACAGAAAUCACAGCAACAAUGGCGCCGAUCAAAUCAUUAUGGUUUCGCUGGACGACAUUCUGCCAGAGAGGAAUGAGCAGAAGUAGAAGAUGACUCCAUUCCUUUUUACAUACAGACCCCCCAAAAUAUUGGUAUUUGCAUGACAAGCAUCCAGAGUGAAAUAGAAAUAGAUGGGUUGGGGUUUUACUGUGAAUUUUGGUGUUUGAAUUUGCAGAAGGAUAAAAGGGGGAGGUAGAUUUGUAAAUAGCAAGUUUUGGGUGGUCUUUUUGCCCAUUUUUUUCAUGAAUUGAUUUUUCAUUUUUUUACUCAUUGUUUGGAAA